AUGACACCUCCGUCACCACCACCCCCGGCACCGCGAGGGCGCGGUCGACCCCCGCCCCGGGGUCGAGGCCGGGGACGAGGUCGGGGACGUGGCGGGGUGCCACCCGGAGGGGGUGGCGGAGACGAUGGAAGUCCGCCCGGGGGCGGUGGCGGGGGACGUCGUGGCCGUGGCCGUGGACGUCGCCGCGGCACACCCCUUCGACGAGCACGGAUGAAUCAAGACGAAUUACGACGUCAGAUGGAUCUGUUGGCCGAAGAUGCUCGUCAACGGUCGGUGGGGCGCCGUAUUGCCGGCAUCAGCCAUACCAAUACCGUCACCACGGUCUAC
Molecule: messenger RNA, 327 nt
Organism: Porites evermanni
Lineage: Eukaryota; Metazoa; Cnidaria; Anthozoa; Scleractinia; Poritidae
Source: the annotation of a GenBank genome assembly